UUGCAUCCUAAACAAUAUGAAUGGGUGCUCAUAGCUGGAUAUAUCAUAGUUUUCCUUGUCUCUCUGGUCGGAAACACCUUGGUUUGUUUUGCAGUUUGGAAAAACCAUCAAAUGCGCACAGUGACCAACUACUUCAUCGUGAACCUGUCCUUCGCAGACAUCCUGGUCACAAUCACAUGUCUUCCUGCGAGUCUUGUGGUGGACAUUACAGAAACCUGGUUCUUCGGACAGACCCUGUGCAAGACGCUACCUUAUUUACAGACAAUAUCUGUGUCUGUAUCAGUUCUGACACUGAGCUGCAUUGCCCAAGAUCGCUGGUAUGCUAUCUGCCACCCCCUGAAGUUCAAGAGUACUGCCAAAAGAGCCCGCAAGAGUAUCGUUCUGAUCUGGCUGGUUUCCUGCGUGAUCAUGAUUCCACAAGCCGUAGUCAUGGAAUGCAGCAGUCUGCUCCCAGAGCUCACCAACAAAACCAGCCUGUUCACCGUGUGUGAUGAACAGUGGGCAGAUGAAAUCUACCCUAAAGUGUACCACACCUGCUUCUUUAUUGUCACUUAUUUUGCUCCAUUAUGUUUGAUGGUCCUGGCAUACAUUCAGAUCUGUCAUAAACUCUGGUGUCAACAGAUUCCUGGAACAUCAUCGGUGCUUCAAAGGAAAUGGAAGUCGCUGCAGUGUUCUGCCCAUGCUGUAGGCUCAGGAGAAUCGGUGAAAGUGAGAACCAGCACUGUCUCAGCGGAGAUCAAACAGGUGAAAGCCCGACGGAAGACGGCACGCAUGCUGAUGGUGGUGCUGUUUGUGUUUGCACUCUGUUACCUGCCCAUCAGUGUUCUCAACAUCAUGAAGAGGUAA
Sinocyclocheilus anshuiensis is the source of this 846-nucleotide messenger RNA. RefSeq names its product orexin receptor type 2-like. Gene Ontology annotation, cellular component: plasma membrane. The transcript has 5 exons. Gene Ontology annotation, biological process: G protein-coupled receptor signaling pathway; feeding behavior. The record is from RefSeq and is a predicted model, not a curated record. Bases 112 to 846 code for a protein of 244 amino acids. NCBI's taxonomy places the organism in Eukaryota, Metazoa, Chordata, Actinopteri, Cypriniformes, Cyprinidae. Gene Ontology annotation, molecular function: orexin receptor activity.